This is a messenger RNA of Penicillium olsonii, 1620 nucleotides long. The record is from the annotation of a GenBank genome assembly. Lineage: Eukaryota; Fungi; Ascomycota; Eurotiomycetes; Eurotiales; Aspergillaceae.
AUGGAUAAACCCCGCUCAGAAAAUACCUUCACCAAUGGGACCAGCCGGACCACCUCGAUUGGGUCCGGGGAACGCCCAGACUACCUCAACCUGCCUGUCCGCGAGGUCAGCGAUGGCGCCGACCUCCGUGAAUAUACCACCGAAACGAGAACGGGCGAAAUCAUCAAGCCUGUGAAGUCAAAUGCCACAGGAAAAACGGAAGACUGGAAGCUGGUGACCUUCACUCUCGAUGAUCCGGAAAAUCCCAAGAACUGGUCGAAGGCAUACAAAUGGUACUGCACCAUGGUGGUGGCUUUCACCUGCUUCGUCGUCGCCUUUGCCAGCAGUGUCAUCACAGCCGACUUGGAAGGACCUAUGGAGGACUUUGGUGUCUCGCGCGAAGUAAGCUUGGUUGUUGUCACUGUGUUCGUUGUCGGGUUCGGCGUUGGGCCUAUGGUCUUCGCUCCCAUGUCAGAAAUGUUUGGACGCCGACCUCUAUAUGCCAUUACCCUUCUGGUUGCCGUCAUCUUUAUCAUCCCAUGUGCUGUCGCCAAGAACAUCGGAACCCUCAUCGUUUGCCGUAUGAUCGAUGGAAUUGCUUUCAGUGCGCCCAUGACUCUGGUUGGCGGCACUUUGGCCGAUCUAUGGAGAAGCGAGGAACGUGGUGUUCCUAUGGCAGCUUUCAGUGCGGCUCCUUUCAUUGGUCCGGCCAUCGGUCCCCUUGCCGGUGGCUUCUUGGGUGAUAACUGUGGCUGGCGUUGGCUAUACUGGCUCCAGUUGAUCCUGGGUUUCGUCGCUUGGGUCUUGAUCACUUUCACCGUUCCCGAGACCUACGCACCCAUUUUGCUAAAGAAGCGGGCCCAGAAGCUUCGCAAAAUUGAGAACGACGACAAGUAUACCACCGAAGGUGAACUUGACCCUCGACCUAUGGGCGAGAAGCUGCGUAUUUUCCUCUUCCGUCCUUUCCAGCUCCUCUUCCUCGAGCCUAUCGUCUUUUUCCUGGCUCUCUACAUGUCAGUCUUGUACGGUCUACUGUACAUGUUCUUUGUUGCGUAUCCGAUUGUGUAUCAAUCCGGCAAGGGAUGGAGUGCUUCUAUGACUGGACUGAUGUUCAUUCCUUUGGCCAUCGGUGUCGUCAUGAGUGCAGCCUGUGCUCCUCUCGUCAACAAGCACUACCUCAAGGUUUCGGAACAAUGCGGCGGAAAGCCCCCAGCCGAGAAGCGCCUGAUCCCAAUGAUGUGGUCUUGUUGGUUUGUUCCCAUCGGGCUAUUCAUCUUCGCUUGGACUUCCUAUUCUGAGAUUCACUGGAUGGGACCGGCAAUGGGAGGAUGGCCUGUUGGUUUCGGCUUCAUCUUCUUGUAUAACUCAGCUAAUAACUACCUUGUGGAUACCUAUCAACAUCAAGCAGCCUCUGCACUUGCAGCUAAGACUUUCCUCCGCUCCAUGUGGGGAGCUUCAACCGUCCUGUUCACAGAGCAGAUGUACAACCGACUGGGCUACCAGUGGGCCAGUUCCCUUCUCGCUUUCCUUGCCUUGGCUUGCUGUGCCAUUCCCUAUGUGUUUUACUUCAAGGGAGAGGCUAUUCGUCGCUUCUCGAAGUAUGCUUUCAGCGAUGAUGAAGAGCAAGCUAUCAAAGCAUGA